UACCCGAAACCGCUGCGCUGGUUCAACCGAGUUUCGACAUCGUUUUCUAUUCCACGCUGCUCCUCCUCCUCCUGGACCUCCACCGCGGACCCUGUCCCCAUCGUUCCCUCCCCCCGUUGCCUCUCAUGUGGUUUCCCCGGAGAUGCUUCGCUUUCAAUGAUUUCUCUUCCGCUGGAGCCGGCUUCCGGCAUUGACGCCAGUUCGUCUUCAAUUGAUCCGUCUCAGGGCUUAAUCUUGAAGUUAUCAUCUGCAUCUUUUGGGGCCCUUCUUGCCUUGGCGGUUGAAUUCUUGUCUAUUAGUCGCAUCGGCGACCAUGGAAGGAAGGAGAGGGGAAAGAGGGUGUUUGUGGAGUGUGGCGGUGCUCGUGGUGUUGCUUGGUCUGGUUAGACCCUUGAUGGCUCUGAGGCCUCUGAAACAAAGGGAUUUUGUGUCUGAUGGAGAUUGGGGCGAAGAGCAGCUUUUCCUUAAGAGAGAUGACAGCUACAGUCCGUUUUCUCAGUGGAAUAUUACAGGGACAUAUACAGGACACUGGAGCUUUUUAGAUGUAACAAAUGGUUCUUCUAGGUUCCUAGAUUUUGGGAAAUCUAGCGGUGUAUCAGUUCUAGAGUUGGUGACUACUCAAACCAAGAUUCGUGGAGUACACAAUGUUCAGGGAUCCAUUACUUUCCAUGAUGUUUUUGACAAUGAACAUGAUCAUGAAAUUGCUCAAAUGAGACUAGAAGGAGUGUAUAUUUGGCCUUUCCAAAAACUUCGGAUGGUAGCAAACAGUGUUCUGAAUGAUGAGCCACUUCAACAAGAGUAUUUCUCCAAUCCUUAUCAUUUGAUUAGACUUUUCUCCUCCCAAGUUCUUCAAGAAUCAAUUCAAGAUCGACUACCAAGAAAAAAAUCUGUGACUUACGACAUCGAUAAACAUUGCCACAUAGAGAUUGCUGCUCAAGUUUUGCGAGUUCCAUCUAGACAAAAUGAUGGAAAUCAUGAGCUUUACCAUUUAGAGGGGUUAAUGGAGGGUCCAGCAAUCGAUAGCGAUGGAGAGUGCUUUUCCUCAAUCUCGUUGAAUGCAACUUCUUUGAAUACUGAAGCCUAUUACAACAAAGCAGUUAACUAUACAUUGAUGGUCACUUUUAUAUCGUUUCUUCAAGUUCUUCUGUUGAUUAGACAAAUGGAACAUAGCAAUACUCAAUCUGGUGCUGCUAAGGUUUCUAUUCUGAUGAUUGGUCAACAAGCUCUUAUGGAUGCAUAUGUGUGCCUCUUGAAUUUGACUUCUGGAAUUUUAGUAGAGUCCCUAUUCAAUGCUUUUGCAACAGCAGCUUUCUUCAAGUUUGUUGUUUUUUCAAUUUUCGAGAUGAGAUAUCUUCUUUCUAUAUGGAAAGCAAGAAGACCUUUGCAAAAUGGUGAAAGCUGGGAAACUAUGAGGCGCGAAUUAUCUGUUCUGUAUAGCUGUUUCUAUGGGAUUUUGUUAGGUGGUAUCCUGCUAAUAUAUCAUCUACAGAAUUUCUUGCGCUCUGUUAUUUUCAUUAUGUACUCAUUUUGGAUACCCCAGAUAGUGACUAAUGCCAUUUGGGAUACAAGAAAACCCCUGCACCCGUAUUAUAUAAUCGGGAUGUCUGUUAGUCGCCUCGCCAUACCAUUUUACAUAUUUGGCUGUCCAAGCAACUUUUUGCGUAUAGAAGUGGAUAACUAUUGGUGCAUAUAUUUGGGAGUAUUUAUGGGAUUGCAAGUAAUGGUUCUCUUACUUCAGCAUUAUCUUGGAUCCCGAUGGUUCAUUCCUCAUCAGAUGCUUCCUGAAAAGUACUGCUAUUACCGGAAGUUUGAAAGUUAUGCAUCUCAAGCAGCAGAUUGUGUCAUUUGCAUGGCUACCAUUGACUUUUCGGAAAACUCAAAUCGCUAUAUGGUGACACCUUGUGAUCAUUGCUUCCACUCUGAAUGCUUACAGAGAUGGAUGGAUAUUAAGAUGGAAUGCCCGACAUGCAGGCGUGCUCUUUCCCCAGCAUAGAUCACCGUGACCUUGCUCUUUAUCAUAUGGUUGCUUUGUACAGGCAGUGAACAAGCCAGGUUUCGUUGUUCUAAACAUUAGACCGGAAAAUUUCACUAUUGCUUGAAAGAAAACAGCUUGUAACUCUCAAGUCUUGAAUUAUAUUGCAGACUGACUCUUUCUUAAUGUACUAUAAUUUCACACGUCACACCAAAA
This is a messenger RNA of Zingiber officinale, 2188 nucleotides long. Its product is annotated as transmembrane E3 ubiquitin-protein ligase FLY2-like. The coding region runs from base 314 to 1993 and encodes 559 amino acids. NCBI's taxonomy places the organism in Eukaryota, Viridiplantae, Streptophyta, Magnoliopsida, Zingiberales, Zingiberaceae. The transcript is spliced from 14 exons. Gene Ontology annotation, molecular function: zinc ion binding. The record is from RefSeq and is a predicted model, not a curated record.